This is a messenger RNA of Monopterus albus (swamp eel), 2521 nucleotides long. RefSeq names its product carbonic anhydrase VI (gene ca6). The transcript is spliced from 10 exons. Gene Ontology annotation, molecular function: zinc ion binding; carbonate dehydratase activity. The record is from RefSeq and is a predicted model, not a curated record. Lineage: Eukaryota; Metazoa; Chordata; Actinopteri; Synbranchiformes; Synbranchidae. The coding region runs from base 812 to 2311 and encodes 499 amino acids.
CAAAACCGGAUGAAGAAUGAAGACAACUCAAUAAUGGAUCAUCCUGAAACCUUGUGCGCGCUAUUGCACAAAUAUACAAUCAUGAAAGUCAUGUUGGAACAAUUAUAUGUAACCUACACUUCUAAAAAAAACCUUCAAGCAAAUGUAGGCGAUGCCAGUUUUAGCCUAUAAUCUUUUGACCUUCAAAUCACCUCAGUACUUGGAAGCGUUUAGAUACUGAGCUCAGGGUUUACAUGUCUUGAAUUAAUAUCAGCACAGAUGUUCCUUAUACCUUUGUUUGUGUUGACGCAUUUACACAGGAAAAUUGCAAAUGUUUUAUUAUCCCCCUAUAACAGUUACACACCUAAAGUCAGUGGUACCCAUCACCAGCACAAUAGCUACUGGGUUAGCUUUACCAUGUGUCAGCAACUCAUAUGGAGACACAACAUGAAUGACAGUGGGUUUCCCCCUUUCUGCCUGACGUUUCAUCAUUAGGUGUCAUGCAGGUGCGCAGUUCAGUGAGAGCAGCAUCCACCGCGCAUCAUCACAGCUGCUGGAGGAGCAGUGACGAAAGUCCACCGCAGUGACCUUGAGACUCUGCCUGUGUAAAAUGCAACUGCGCCAUCUGCUGCCCAGAUGCUCUCACAGCAACAAGCGCCACCGGCAGACAUCUCCUAGUGCGGCAUGGACUGAGUUCAUUAUCAGUAAAAGGAUAUGUAUGUUAAUUCAACGGCGGCGGUACUGAGAAAUAAGAAAAGGUGUUCGGUCUUCAAGCGCUGAUCCUGGAGGAGAUAACUGGUAAUCCAUUUAUAAUGAGGGAGCUUUGGACCAGAUGCAUUGGGCAACCGAAUACCCUGCAUGUGGCGGUAAGAAGCAGUCCCCUAUCAACAUCCAGCGACGCAACGUGAAGCACAACCCAGACAUGUUACAGCUGGAGCUCACCGGAUAUGAUGCUCAGAAAGGCGAUUUUACAAUGAGCAACAACGGGCACUCCGUUCAAAUCAACUUGCCUCCCACUAUGAAGAUCACCAAAGGCCUCCCAGACACAUACACAGCUGUCCAGAUGCACCUGCACUGGGGUGGUUGGGAGGUGGAGGAAAGUGGAGCAGAACACACCAUAGACGGCAUCCGCUACAUGGCAGAGCUCCAUGUUGUCCAUUACAAUUCUGACAAGUACGAGAACUUUAAAGAAGCCAGCGAUAAGCCAGACGGGUUGGCAGUACUCGCAUUUUUCUAUGAUGACGGGCAUUUCGAGAACACUUACUACAGUGAUUUCAUCUCCAACCUGGACAAAAUCAAGUAUGCAGAUCAGUCCAUGAAUAUAUCGUUCAUCGAUGUGCGCUCCAUGCUCCCCGAGAACCUCAACCAUUUUUUCAGAUACGAGGGCUCCCUUACCACUCCACCCUGCUAUGAAAGCAUCCUCUGGACUGUGUUUGAUACACCCAUCACUCUGUCACAAAACCAGAUCAGAAAACUGGAGAGUACGCUGAUGGACACUGACAACAAGACCCUCAGGAAUGACUACCGCAUCGCUCAGCCUCUCAACAGCCGUGUGGUGGAGUCCUCUUUCCUGCCACGACUUGGGAAAGGAACAUUUUGUCGGCAAGAUGAAAUUGAAUCCAGGCUCUUGAGGAUCGAGGGUUUGAUAACUACACUUGGAAAGCAGAUGAAUUCAGGUGGAAUGCGCGGCCCAAAGCCUACAAGACAUGAACCUCUUGGUCUGUUUCCUCUGGUGCUCAACUUCCAGGAGAAAAAUGCUGGUAGUUAUGCUUUGGCUAGCCUCAGUCAUCCCAUGAGUUUGGACUCCUUCACCGCCUGUAUGCACGUCCUGACUCAGACUGACAAUGUCCACACUGUCAUUUCCUACUCUAGUAAUGGUAAUGACAAUGAGCUGGUGAUCUCCAUCAGUACAAGAGAAGUGGGCCUCUGGAUUGGCAACAAGUUCAUCAACCUGCCGUACAGCUUCAAGUCUCAGGACUGGGCCAACUACUGCGUCUCCUGGUCAUCCCACACCGGUAGCGCAGACCUGUGGAUCAACGGCAUGGUGGGGGAGCAGCGGAAGCUGAAUGAAGGUUACACAAUCAGCCCUGGUGGUGUGUUCAUCCUGGGCAAAGACCAGGAUGUAUUACUAGGCAUCUCAAACUCAAACGCCUUUGUGGGUAAGAUGACUGAUGUCAAUGUGUGGGACUAUGUGCUGACCACAGCAGAUAUCCGGAACCAGAUGUCAUGUCAGAGGAACAGCACCAAAAUUGGAAAUGUGUUCAGCUGGGGAACCACUGGACUUAGCCUGUAUGGAGGGGUGCAGCUGGACAGCGGGUACAGAUGCUCCUGAAAAGGCUCAGCUGUUUGUUUGUAUGAACUUUAAAAUGCUGCAAGGAAGCAAAAUAUCACUGCUGAAGGUAAACAUUUAGCAGGAUUACGACAUAUGCAACGAGGGCUGAAAAGUCUUUCAGGCACCUUUAAAUCAUUACUGAAUGAAAACUAUAUUUCAUAGCUUCAGCCAUGUAUUCUGUUCAUUUCUUUGCAUCAUCAAUAAAGGCUU